Alexandromys fortis (reed vole) is the source of this 3496-nucleotide messenger RNA. RefSeq names its product solute carrier family 45 member 1 (gene Slc45a1). Gene Ontology annotation, biological process: transmembrane transport. Bases 153 to 2411 code for a protein of 752 amino acids. Gene Ontology annotation, molecular function: sucrose:proton symporter activity. The transcript has 9 exons. Gene Ontology annotation, cellular component: membrane. NCBI's taxonomy places the organism in Eukaryota, Metazoa, Chordata, Mammalia, Rodentia, Cricetidae. The record is from RefSeq and is a predicted model, not a curated record.
GCCCCGCCCCGCGGGGUGAUACUGCAGCUGCCGCGGCGGGGCUGGGGGCAUCGGGCUGGGACGGAGCUGUACCCCGAAGAACCAGAAGCUCAGCCUGGGAAAGGGAUGCCUCCCGUCUGGACGCACAGCAACACCCACCAGCCCUGCCUACGAUGAUCCCCCCAGCAGGCAGCACCCCUCCGGGAGAGGCCCUCUUCCCCACUGUGGCUCCUCAGGACUUCUGGAGGUCUUCCAUCUCCAGCUACUCAGGGUCCGUGACAGGACACAUCAGCCACCGGGCCAACAACUUCAAACGCCACCCCAAGAGGAGGAAGUGCAUUCGCCCCUCUCCUCCCCCUCCCCCCAACACCCCAUGUCCCAUCGAGCUGGUGGACUUUGGAGACUUGCACCCACAGAGGUCGUUUUGGGAGCUGCUCUUCAAUGGCUGCAUUCUGUUUGGCAUCGAGUUCAGCUACGCCAUGGAGACGGCUUACGUGACUCCGGUACUCCUGCAAAUGGGCCUGCCUGACCAGCUCUACAGCCUAGUGUGGUUCAUCAGCCCCAUCCUUGGAUUCCUGCUGCAGCCUCUGCUGGGUGCCUGGAGUGACCGGUGUACCUCAAGGUUUGGAAGGAGACGCCCUUUCAUUCUUGUCCUGGCGAUAGGGGCAUUGCUGGGCUUGUCGCUCCUGCUCAAUGGAAGGGACAUUGGGAUGGCCCUGGCUGACACGGCCACCAACCACAAGUGGGGCAUCCUCCUGACUGUGUGCGGGGUGGUGCUGAUGGACUUCAGCGCAGACUCGGCGGAUAACCCCAGCCACGCCUACAUGAUGGAUGUGUGUGGCCCGGUGGACCAGGACCGAGGCCUGAACAUCCAUGCUCUCAUGGCGGGUCUUGGCGGAGGAUUCGGCUAUGUGGUCGGAGGCAUCCACUGGGACAAAACCGGCUUCGGGAGGGCCCUGGGGGGUCAACUCCGUGUCAUCUAUAUCUUCACUGCCAUCACCCUGAGCGUCACCACUGUGCUCACCCUGAUUAGCAUCCCUGAGAGGCCCCUGCGGCCCCUGGGUGAGAAGAGGACAGCCAUGAAGAGCCCCAGCCUCCCGUUGCCCCCCUCCCCGCCUGUCCUGUUGGAGGAGGGGGCCGGUGACACCCUCCCCUCUACUACAGCCCCCAACCUGUAUGCCAGCUUCUCCAGCCCCAUCUCACCACCCAGCCCCCUCACGCCCAAGUACGGCAGCUUCAUCAGCAGGGACAACUCCCUCACGGGCAUCAACGAGUUCGCCUCCUCCUUUGGCACCUCCAACAUAGACAGCGUGCUCAUUGACUGCUUCACGGCGGGCCAUGACAACUACCUGGCUCUCCCCAGCAGUGUCCCCAGGCAGGCCAUCAGUGUCAGUUUUCCCCGGGUCCCCGAUGGCUUCUACUGCCAGGAGAGGGGGCUGCUGGAGAGGAGAGAGGGGGCCCUGACGUUGGGCUCGGAUGGAGAUGUUCUAAGGGUAGGCUCUCUGGACACCUCCAAACCACGGGCCUCAGGGAUCCUGAAGAGGCCCCAGACCUUGGCUCUCCCAGAUGUGGCUGGGGGAAAUGGUCCUGAAGCCAGCAGGAGAAGGAACGUGACCUUCAGUCAGCAGGUCGCAAACAUCCUUCUGAACGGUGUGAAGUACGAGAGUGAGCUGACCGGCUCCAGCGAGCAGUCGGAGCAGCCGCUGUCUCUGCGGCGCCUCUGCUCCACCAUCUACAACAUGCCCAAGGCACUGCGCAAUCUCUGUGUCAACCACUUUCUGGGGUGGCUCUCAUUUGAGGGCAUGCUGCUCUUCUACACGGACUUCAUGGGUGAGGUGGUGUUCCAGGGGGACCCAAAGGCACCACACACGUCGGAAGCAUAUCAGAAGUACAACAGCGGCGUCACCAUGGGCUGCUGGGGCAUGUGCAUCUACGCAUUCAGUGCCGCCUUCUACUCAGCUAUCCUGGAGAAACUGGAGGAGUGCCUGAGCGUCCGUACCCUCUACUUCAUCGCCUACCUCGCCUUUGGCCUGGGCACUGGCUUGGCUACACUCUCCAGGAACCUCUAUGUGGUCCUGUCCCUCUGCACCACCUACGGCAUCCUGUUCUCCACGCUCUGCACCCUGCCCUACUCCCUGCUCUGCGAUUACUACCAGAGUAAGAAGUUUGCAGGGUCCAGCGCAGACGGCACACGGCGUGGCAUGGGAAUGGACAUCUCGCUGCUUAGCUGCCAGUACUUUCUGGCUCAGAUCCUUGUCUCUCUGGUCCUGGGGCCCCUGACCUCGGCCGUGGGCAGUGCCAAUGGCGUGAUGUACUUCUCCAGCCUCGUGUCCUUCCUCGGCUGCCUCUACUCCUCUCUGUGUGUCACCUAUGAAAUUCCCUCUGGUGAUGCGGCUGACGAGGAGCAGCAGCCCCUCCUGCUCAAUGUCUGAUGCCUCAGAAUCUCGACUUUGGACUUGAAGGUGGUCUGCGACAGGCUGGCCACUGAGAAACCAAAAGCCUUGGCAGCCAGCCAGGCUUCCCGUGGAAUGUAAAUAUCUGGUAAAUAAAGACAGCAGCCAAGCCUUCUAGAAGCUUCUCUUAUCCAAGGGCAUGAGGUCACCUGGGCAGAGCUACCCUCCUGGGGAUGGUGGUGUCCUGUGAAGUUCAUUUAUCAAAAGAGAGGAUAUAACUCAGAGCUCAACUGUACUUCUCCAUCAAGGAUGCUUUUGCUAGCUGCCUGCUCCCUGCAAGGUUUGCAAUAGUGUCGGUCACCACAGCUUAGCUGGGUGCCAUUUGCCAUCUGAGGAUGUCACAAACAUCCUAGGACACACAGCCCCCAGCAGCAAAGGCUUAUCCAGGCCAAGAUGCCAGUGGUGCAGAGUGGAGAACACCGUAACUCUGGUUAUCUGGGCCGUAUGUUCUGCAUACUGCAUCAUGGUUAUAUCAGUUUGUGUUGCCCCUGCCCCACCCCGUGGUGGUUCAGAAAGCCUCAUAACCAUCCCUACUCCCUCCCUCUCUUUCUUUCUCCUUCAUUCCUCCUUCCUCCCUUCAUCCUCCAUCCAGACAUCCAUCCCUUCCUCCCUGCAUUCAUCCAUCCUCCAUCCAUCUAUCCAUCCAUUCACCCAUCCAUCCAUCCUCCAUCCAUCCCUCCAUCUAUCUAUCCAUCCCUCCAUCCAUCCAUUCACCCAUCCAUCCUCCAUCCAUCCCUCUGUCUAUCCAUUUGCUAUAUAGUUUGGAUCUGAAGCCUUGGUACCCAGCCCACUGUGCAAGUGGGAAGUCAUGGAGCAUUAAGAGGCAAGGGCUAGUGGGAGGAAGUUGAGUCAUUAGGACACAUGGUGGAGGGGAUAUUGGGAUGGUGGCCUCUUCUCUUUGCUUCUUGCUGCCAUUAGCUGAGCAGUUCCUUGGCUAUACAUCUCAUGUGAUGCAUGGAGCCACUGCCAUAAGCUCAACACAACAGAGACCAUGGCCUAGAACUUAAGAUAAAAGCAAAAUGACACUUUCCCCCUUUAAGUUAAUCUCUCAGGCACACCGUCCU